UUAAAGAUUUAUCUCCGAAUAUAUCCGAAUAAAUCUCGUAUUAUUCCAACGAUUAUUGAUUAGCAUCGUUCUCAGUCCCUUAUCGGUUGUCUAAAUCCAAUAUGGCGGUUCUUGUACAAGAAAGUUCUUGACAAAGAAUCUAUUUUCUUGUAUAAAGCGGGCUUUUAGAUCGAAAUAUGAAUCCCCAUGGAAAUAGUUUAAAAUCCGACCAACUGUCUUCCAUAGUUAUGAGUUUUUUGAAGAAAAGAAAGUUUACAGACGGUGAAGAUUCGACUGGAAAGCAUCAAGCGCGUGGAACAAAACACAAGGUUGAAGACGUUGCUUUGAAGACUUCGGUCAAAAGCGAGUGUGGUAUUCCAAACGUCUUGUCCUUUAGUGUUAAUCACUUGGACGCAAACAACUACGACGAACAAUAUGGUAGCCUAAAAUCAUUCAUCACUGGAGCAAACCCAGCUUAUCGUCAAGAACUUGUCAAACUUCUAUUCCCUGUGUUUGCUCAUUCUUAUCUCGAUCUCAUUGCAAAGGGUUUCUUAAAUAACGCUCAAAACUUCUUCUCUAAAUACAGCAGUGACUUGAUGGCAGAUUUUAAAGAAGAUAUUCAAAAUCUACAGGCGAUUACGGAUUCCGAAAGGUUAAAAUCCAGCGAUACUGCUGCGAACUUCAGACGUAGUAAAUACUUGAUAAAGUUGAGUCACAAAGUCUUCACUUAUUUGAUGCAAUAUCUGAGAAGCAGUGAACAUCUAUUACUGCUACAACUCAUAAACAGAAAUCUUGCAAUUGAGAUAUCGCAAUCUAAGCCUGGUAAAAAUAUUGGUUCUAAUGGCAAUGAAGAAGAAAAGGAUACUGGUGUCAAUCAGAAGGUUUCCAAGGAAACUAAACAUUCAAAAACUGUGGUUGAAAAAGAUGAUGCUUCUUUAAAAGCUCUUAAAGAGAGUAUCGAUAAGAUAAGAAAUGGUCCUGCCUGCUUGCCGUCUAUUUGUUUCUAUACCUUCCAGAAUGCCUAUCAAGGUCUUAGUUCUGUAGGUAUAUGUAAUGAUGGAAGUCUGUUGUCUGGAGGUUUUGAAGACUCUUCAGUUCACCUGUGGAGUUUGAUUCCAAAAAAGCUCAUCAAACCAAAAACCAAGACCUGUGACAUUUCAAAAAUCAUGCUUGCCUCAGACACUGCUGUUGCAAACGGUGGGAAAGUUGAAACUGUUUUGGGUGAAGAUUUUCCUCUUUUAGGUCACUGUGGACCUGUUUAUGCAACAUGCUUUACUCCAGACAAUACAGCCUUGUUAUCUGCAUCAGAAGACACUACAGUACGUUUAUGGAACCUGCAUUCGUACUCUAACGCGGUCAUAUACAAGGGACACAAUUAUCCCGUCUGGUGUCUGGACACUAGUCCCCAGUCUUACUACUUCGCAAGUGGAUCACAUGACUGCACGGCAAGACUGUGGAACAUCGAGUAUAAUUAUCCUCUGCGAAUCUUUGCAGGUCAUCUACAGGAUGUAGACAGCGUCAAGUUCCAUCCAAACUGCAGCUACAUUGCUACAGGAUCUACAGACAGAACCUGUAGAUUAUGGGAUAUCCAGGCAGGCAACUGUGUGCGACUCUUCAGAGGACACAAGGGAAGUAUCCUGACCUUAGGCAUAUCACCAGAUGGCCAGUACCUCAUAUCGUCAGGCGAAGACAGGCGCAUUCGAGUAUGGGACCUUACCGCUGGCAACCUCCUUAAAGAACUACGCGGGCACACCGACUCGGUUCACAGCGUCUGUUUCAGCUCCGAUGGAACUCUUCUCGUCACGGGAGGAAUGGAUUGUCACGUGCGCGUCUGGGAUUUUCAUCAAGUUUCCAAGUGCGCAUCAAGUGCUGCGUCAGCACAAUCUAGUAGCGAACUUUUAGCUUCGUUUUCUACUAAAAAUGCAUCCGUACAUAGCGUAAGAUUUAGCUCUGGUAAUCUGGUAUUAGCUGCAGGCACUAACGCAACGUGAUGGUCUUGCUGUUUAAAUUGGAAGAGGAUAGUAUAUGAAGCCCCAUCCUUAAAUAUGACGUUACCCUUUUUGCACUUGAUGCUGAAUUAUAAGAAGCUCUUCCUUAACCUCGGGGAUUUGAAAAUAAGACAUUAAACUAAGUUAUUCAAUUAAAACGUU
Molecule: messenger RNA, 2129 nt
Organism: Actinia tenebrosa (Australian red waratah sea anemone)
Lineage: Eukaryota; Metazoa; Cnidaria; Anthozoa; Actiniaria; Actiniidae
Product: TAF5-like RNA polymerase II p300/CBP-associated factor-associated factor 65 kDa subunit 5L
Biological process (GO): transcription initiation at RNA polymerase II promoter
Cellular component (GO): transcription factor TFIID complex
Molecular function (GO): protein binding; RNA polymerase II general transcription initiation factor activity
Source: RefSeq, a predicted model, not a curated record